AAUAUUAAUAAAAGCAAACUAAUUAAAAAUAAAAUUUCGCUACGUGAAAUAUCUCAGAUUUUUUAGAGCACAUUUAAAGACAGAAUUCCUUUGAUGAGUAAAAACGGACUUAAAUCGAUGCCCAGCCCUAGUUCUAAUAGGGCGGUGAUAUCGGACUUCCCAGCUUAGAACAGAAAACUAGUUUCUGAAAUCUCUAUGAAAAUGUCUGUGGAAGAUACGGAACAAGACGUGUUUACUCCAGAUGCAGGAAACCAGGAGGGUUUAACUCCGGAGAAGCCGCGAGUAAAGUGGGUUCCACGUCCCCUGGAGAAUAUAUGUGGGGUGUGUUCUAGUCCUGCAACUGAUGUUCAACAUUAUGGUUCCAUCACGUGCUAUUCUUGCAGAGCAUUUUUCCGGCGAAGUGUUGGUAACGGAAAGGAGUAUACGUCCUGCGCCAGAGGUUCGGAUAACUGUAUCAUUGACCCGAUUAACAGGACAAACUGUAAAAAAUGCAGAUUUAGCAAAUGCUUGAAGGUUGGGAUGAAGCCGGAGAAGGUUGAUAGAACUACGAGGAAAAGGGAAUCUUUAAAGAAUUCCAUCCAGAACAACUCUAGUCCUGUCAGCUUAGAUAUAAUCAACUCUAGUCCAAGCAACUCCAUCCAAACCAAACCCAGUCUCAAAAGCUCCAUCAAAGCUGAGCACAGGCAUGGUGUCUCCAUUCCUAUAGUUUCACGUUCUGGCACCAUUUCUUUGAACAGUAGUUCUGACGCAUCCAUUUCUAUUAAUUCCAGUCCAGGUUCUAUUUCUAUGGACUCCAGUCCUGUUGGUUCCAUUGCUAUGAACCCAAGUCCUUUCUACUCAUUUCCUAUAAACUAUAGUCCCGACUUCUCCUUUCCUAUGGACUACAGUCCUGUUUCCUUCUCUCCCAGUAACCCCAGUUCUACUGGUUGGCGAUCAAGUCACAACAUUUCUGAAACCCCAGUCACAGAAUCUCAUUCACCCUUGGACACAGAGUUCAAUCUUAUUCCAUUCCAGGAUUCAGAAGAUUUUGGAGUUAAUAUUGAGCUCCUGGUUGAGGAUUGCUUUAACGAGGAGAUUCUUGAGAAAAUACUGGAAGAAACAACAAGCAUUCCACCAUCAAUAGAAACAACAGACAUGACGUUUGAAGAAGAGUUCCGAAUACAUGAGCUCAUGGUUCGAAAAGAACAUAUGUUUUCAAUCAUCUUUCAACAAUUGAGGCAAUUACCAAGAUUUAUGACCAUGUUUCGGAGAUUUCUGCUUUCUAUCAACGAAGGAAGUUACAGAAAUGAAGAGAGGAGUCCAAUUGAAAUUAUUACACAUAUCUUAAUGCACCAAUCUAAAAGGAUUGUUCCAGUAACGUCUCCCCUGUUUGAAGCUAUUGAUGAGGUGUGUAGAGGAGUGGAUCCUAAAACUAAAAUGGAGACUCUGAUGUUCACGUUUCCUGUUCUACAGCUGUGCACGAGAGGUCUGUUACAAGCUAAUGUUGACAAGGGAUAUUUCCUGUCCCAGCAUGAAGCGGCAGGAACUAUGAACCCUGAGAUACGAGAAGCAUAUAAGGAAGCUCUUCAGGGUUUCCAGGGGAGCGCAGAAACCUUACCCUUGGUGAAGAGCUUCUCACCCCUCAGCUUGCAAAUGUUUGUGUCUCCUUGGGCUUCAAGCUUUCAAGACGAGAUAAAGUUUAAUGAGACAAUGAAAACCCUGGGAGACCUGGUGAAAGAUGAUGUUAAGCUUGGAACUAUUUACUUCUUUCUACUUCUUUUAACUCCAUCUUCAACAUCGACAGCCAGGGGAAACCCCGGUCUGCAGAGAUCUACAAAGGAGAUGUCUCUUCUCAUCUUUCGGUAUCUCAAAUCCAAAUACAGGAACAGUCUCUUAGCCAAUCAAACCUCAGAUGCACUCAUGAGAUUGAUCCCUGACCUUCAUGAGUGCACUGACAUCCAUCUGAACCGUAGAAUAUUCGGCAGUUUAGACGGUUCAGAAUUUAUUCAAGCUUUACAGAACACUUUAAAGAAAAAGCUAAAUUUGACAUGAUCAAGUUUUAACAGAAGAUGAUUGAUAUCUCAAUCAUUUUUGAUCAUUCAAUCGUUUUUAAGAGCACAAAGUUAACAUUCAUGAACACUUACUGGUGAACAUAAUUCUGAUUCUGUAACUUGAACACGUGUUCUUAGUAAUUUAUUGCGUUAAGAAAAUGUGUCCCAAUAUUUUCAUUAAAACAAAUUUCUAAUGAUAUUAUUGAAUGGCAACUUAUUUGAUUUACAGAAAUUUGUAGUCCUUUCAUUUAUCUUGUUCUUGACCUCAUUUACCAAAAUAUAUAAAAAUGUACAAGGUACAUGGGAUCACUCCUUCACCGUAAUAUUUCAUGAUUCUUAUCCGAAAUUAACAAUAUAAAUUUGCUUUUUCUAUAAGUGGUGCUUCUCCAUUUGUUAUAUAGAGGUGUAAGGUUCGGAAAUAAUGUUUAUUUUGCAGUGAACAUGUAUAAUUUGAAACUAAUGUUAAUUUGAACAUAUAUAAUAUCUAUUUACGUCAUUGUAAUGGGUAUUAUCAUGUGCGAUCAAAAUGAAAGUGUUUUCACGACUCACUACGUUCAAUGAGAAAAUAUAUUUUGAUUUUAAUAUAGAACAAACUAGAAAAAGUAAAAAUGCCGACAAAUACUUUUUUUCAAAGCUCAUUAAAAUGACAUAAAUGUAGUUUUAUUCAACUUCACUCAACUUAAUAAUAUGUUAGAAAUUUGAAGAACAAUACAAUAUAUACAUAUGUAUAAUGCUGUUUUGCCUUAUAUGUUGAAAAUAAAAUUCAAUUAUUUUUUUUU
This is a messenger RNA of Eurytemora carolleeae, 2809 nucleotides long. RefSeq lists its product as uncharacterized. The record is from RefSeq and is a predicted model, not a curated record. Gene Ontology annotation, cellular component: RNA polymerase II transcription regulator complex. NCBI's taxonomy places the organism in Eukaryota, Metazoa, Arthropoda, Copepoda, Calanoida, Temoridae. Gene Ontology annotation, molecular function: zinc ion binding; nuclear receptor activity; RNA polymerase II cis-regulatory region sequence-specific DNA binding. Gene Ontology annotation, biological process: tissue development; hormone-mediated signaling pathway; regulation of transcription by RNA polymerase II. The coding region runs from base 196 to 2031 and encodes 611 amino acids. The transcript has 13 exons.